Contarinia nasturtii (swede midge) is the source of this 8924-nucleotide messenger RNA. RefSeq names its product serine/threonine-protein kinase ATM (gene tefu). Gene Ontology annotation, biological process: DNA repair. Lineage: Eukaryota; Metazoa; Arthropoda; Insecta; Diptera; Cecidomyiidae. The transcript has 20 exons. Gene Ontology annotation, molecular function: protein binding; protein serine/threonine kinase activity. Bases 152 to 8776 code for a protein of 2874 amino acids. The record is from RefSeq and is a predicted model, not a curated record.
CUGAGAAAUUUUAGUUUAAACAAGUGUAUUUUGAAAGGCGUUCAAAACAUUCGGUUUUGUUAUGCUAAUGCAUACAUAUAUCUUGUGUUGUUUAACGUGAUGUGAUGUUUUCUUUAAAUUUUUGAUAAUCGUAAAAAAAAGUAUUGGAAAAAUGUCGUCCGCGACGUUGCUAUUGAUACAAAUUCGACAACAAUUGAUUGAUAUAAAAAAUGACAAAAUUACCGUACGCUCCAAAUCUCUCGACGAAUUACACAAUAUUUUCGAUAAUCGGGCGCAUGAAUUACGUGGAAUAUUCCGAUUGAAUAGCAAUAAUCAUCAUCAUUCAGAUGAAGAUGAGACCGACACAUUCAAUUGGUCCGAAUUAUUUGAUGGAUUGCAUGACGCAGUAAAGGAUCAAUGUAUGCGCAUUGAAGCAGGCAAAAGAGCUGAAAGUCAAAAGAAUAGUUUGCUUGCAAAAAAUGAUUCAUACAAAUCAUUAUUGAGAAAAUGUGUCAGCUUGGCCAACGAAUACAUGCCAAAUAUAUCUUAUGCGAAAAUCUGCCAUGCAGCAUUUGAAUGCUUUGAAACGCCAACAAUUUGCUGUCAUUUCGAUGGAUUGUAUCUACAGAUUGUAAAAAAAGACAUUUUGAAUGCGAAACACAGCCUAAGCGAAUUGAAAUUGGCCGAAUGGAGCCGAUUGCUCUCCCAUAUUUUCGAAUUAUACAAACAGAAUCGAAUACAGAAAAAUGAAUUGUUACAAUGCAUUCCAUUGAUUUUGCAACAUGGUUCAAAGUACCGUUACUUGGUCAGCGAUUUACAUCAAUACCUACCCGAUAUUGUUCAGAUCAUCAACGAAGGUCAAUUUCAGAAUCAUAUCAAUGCACAAAAACACAUUUUGCACAUUGUUUAUGAAUUCAUUCGAAAUUUGGCCAUGAAUCAACGAUUGUCUGUUGUUGCAUUUACGGAAAAGGUUCUAGAUAAACUCUUGAAAUUUUAUCAGUUUUCAAUGGAUGCUGAUUUCAAAGUUAACUUGAUGAAAAUAAUGCAUGUUUCGAUUGUUGUUCAUUCGCCUGAACCGAAUAGCAUGGUUAUUGAUCGGUGCCAGUAUGCUACAUCCAAUCAAAUUGACGAUUUAUUUCAAAUAAAUGUUGCCGAAGAUAUGCAAGUAUGGCACAAACAUCUUCGAAAUAUGAUCAGCAUUGUGGAACGUGAAAUAACCGAAUCACGUAAACGUUCGAUGCGUUCGAAAGAACCGCCCACCAUUUCUCAUGUUUUUGUUCGAAUGGCUGCAAAACUAUGUUCUGUGGUAUUUUGGAAAGAUGAUGUAUGGAACAGCAGCGGUGAAGAACAACGACAGAAAAGACUCCGCCAAGCGAUGAAACUGGAACGAAUUUUCGAGCUCAUUGAAUAUGAAUCGACGAAAUUCUGUUGGCGAUGGUUUGCCAUACUGUCACAGAUGUUGGUUGACUUUCCACACGUACUACAAGCAGAAGAUUAUCAACCGCUGUUGAAACUUCUCUACGAUUUCAAGCCAACCAUUCAGCACUCAUUGCAUAUGAAACAUUACAUUCGAAUAGUCGAUGUUAUGUUGCGAAAAGAGCAUGAGCUGAAGAAAGGCUCAACAUUGAUACGAGAUUCAUAUUGUGUAGAAUAUUGGCGCAAUAUCAUGACAUUAUCAUUUAAGCAUGCGGCCACCGAUAAAAUGCAAUUGGAAAAUCUCGAUUUGAUGCGUAUUCUCAUUGAAAAUGAUGUGAUUGUUUCGUAUAAUUUCAUCAAAGAUGUCAUAAGCGAAGUGACAAAGAUGUCGAAUAUCAAAAAAUCCAACAGUUCGAUCAAACUUUUGAUCAGUAUUUUGGGCAACGUGAAUACUGAUAUGAUUCAUGGCAUUACAAAUUUGAAAAUUGCGGUGAUUAAAUGGUUGAGUUCGAAAAUAAAAUUGUCGGAAUUGAAAAAAGUCAUCGAAAAUAAUAAUCGAUUUGAUGAUCACUUGAUUGCCGACCUGUAUGUUCUGUGCGUUUUGUCGCGUCAAGAAAAUGGAAACAACAAAAGCCAUAAACUAGAUACAGAUGUGAUGCAAGAAGAUGCCGAUGCAUUUGAUCAUGAUCUAUUCAUUGCUGAUAUCGUUAAAAAUCUUCAAUAUCGCAUGUUGUCCAAAUUAAUCGUCACCGACACAAUUCAUGCGAACGAAAAGCCUGUGACACCAACAAUUAACGAACUUCCGGAAAAAAAUGACGUCAAAGCAUUUGUAAACGAUACGAUUUUCGUUGAACUGGAAAAAGCCAUACAUGACACCGAUGGCCCAAGUGAAAAUAGCACCAGCCCAGAUGACAAUUCAUUGGAUUGUUUCCACAAUAUCGCAUCAUCGCUGGCAAUAAAUAUCAAUAUACUGAAUACAUUGGUCGGUUACGAGUCAAUUGAUAGCGAUUUUUUUCGUAAAUUUUUAACAAAGCGAAUCUUCUUCAAAAUCGGUCAACUCAAUGUGAUUGUUGAGAAAUUUGAUGCAUCACUGAAUAUCGAUCAAAACCCAAAUGAAGUGAAUGAAAUUGUUGACGGCUUGUUGAGCAUUUGGCAUGACAAAUAUCAUCCGAUCAUCGAACACAAUAUGUUUAUUGUUUCAAAUAGCAUUCACAUCAUCAACUGGUUGAAGGUACAAUUAAAACCAUCGCUGCAUGAUGAGUCUCUAGUUUUGACACCAAUACAGAAAAUCAGCCAAUUAUCAUUCGAAGAACGAAUUCAACUCAAAUGUCUACAGCUGUUGGCCCAUUUUUCGGCAUACGACGAUGAAAAUGAUACGGAAGUACAUGUGCUUGAAUCAAUCUCGGAAUAUACAUUCAAUUACAAGCGCAAUCAGGAUAUUUUUAUUUUGUUUCACUUGAUUAAGAUCAUUUUAAGUCAAUUGAAUCCAUCUGAGGCACUAGUUGAGUGGGCAUUCGAUGAAAUAAAAAAAAUUUGUACGAAUCUUUCGUCACAACAUGAUUACAUGGAAAUGGUGGUGGACAAUAUUCCAGCUUUAGUAAAAUGUGUCAAGCCCCACGUUGAUCUACAUGAUGACCUCAUAAAUUUGUUGACGUCAUUUCUGAAACAAAUCAAAUCAAAAAAAUAUGGACCACGAAUCAGCAUCAAGGUCAUUCAAAGUGUUCAGUACUUUGCUCAAGAAUUCUUUGAAGCUGAAGACUGCUUUGUGAUCAUUGCAUUUUUACAACGUUUUCUUCAAUCCGAAUAUAUUACCAUUCAAUUCACCGCUGUUCAAUGUUUGACCAAUAUUUUCAAUAAAAAGUGCUUAAACUACGAUGAAGAACGUAUAAGCUGUGUAACAGUACAAAAUUUUCACACAAAUUUAAUGGAAAAACUUGAAAUUGACCAGUUGUCCGUCGAACAAGAGAAUGACAGAGAUCGAAAAAUGUGCAUUGUUUCAACCCGGUUGCAGCUCUAUUGUUCCAUCAUCGGUGUCUGUUAUCCAUUGCGACGACAAACAUGGUUCAAUCUAAUUGAAUUGUGCGGACAACAACUGAACAUGGACCAAAUAAAAAUUGUGGAGAUUGCGACAAAAUUGUGUAAAGAUGUAUUUCAAACAACGCACACCACCUUGUUGGCCGAUUUGUUUCCAUUCUUAAUUGCAUCUUGGAUUGAUAAAAACAUUCAUAUGACUACAUUCCCGGAAAAAUUGUUGAACUUCCAAACGCAGGCAGAUUUUCUAGUCGAAUACAUGGAUACAAUCACAUUGCAAGUACUCUUGUAUAAACAAUGGUAUUUACCAGAUCUUCUUGAAAUGGAUUCAACAAAUAACUCAUUGCUGAAUAUGUUAUCAACGAAUGUGAUAACCGAAUGCUUGGCCUACUAUGCAUCGAUUCAAGUGUCCGAUCAAGAUAAAACCGGUGCUACAAAUAUGAUGAAAAUUUUAAAAGAGCAACUACCGCAAAUUGCAAAAUAUUUUGACACGCAUUCCCUUGAAAUAAUCGAAAAAUUACUCAAACAUAUGUGGGACGAAGUAGAAUUUCGUGCUUAUUUUGACACAGAGGUCGAAUUUAUUUCUGAUAAACAAACAAUUGACUACAACAUCUUCAUGAAAUCGCUGCAAUUUCUGCAGCGAAAAGCUUUCAAAUCAUCAAAUCUCAUACAUCUUUAUUGUGAGAUGAUGCCAAAAAAUGUUGUCAACACUUUGUACUCAUUGAAACUGGAAUUGCAAAGAUCCAUUUGUGAAGAGAUCAAAAUGUGUCAAAUGUUUCGUGUCUGUGUGUUUAUUGAUAUAAUCGUGGAUUUUCUGAUUGAAAAUGCUAAUAAAAAGGAGCGAUCGGACGUUAUUGGAUUUUUCGUCCGGGAUUUCAUUUAUUUCAUUGGCAAUACAAUCACUAGCGAAUGCAGUGACAAAUUCAAAUUAGCCACAUGCAAAUAUUUCCGUAAAUUUUGCGAAAAGAUUUUACCAACAUGCGCUGAAUACUUUCAAAAUCAUUUGAAUUACAUCGUAUCGAUGCUGAUGCCAAUGGCAAAAAGCAAGUCACAAACAAAAAUCUCAAUUGCGGCCAUGGAUUUACUUCAAUUUCUGAUCAUCAGUCAAAAGACAGUGCUGAAAACGGCCAUCGGUAAAUUGGACAGCUUCCCCAAACAAGUGGAAUUCAAUGAACUUUGCAAAAUUCAAAACGAGAUGAAAUACAACGGUAAAUCGUUCACAUUACUUGAAGAAAUCGAAUACUUUCUUUCGGUUGACAAGCGCAAAGUUGAAGGUCUAUUGUCAUUGAAGGAGCAUUUGUCAAAGAAGAAACAAGAAUUACAAGAGAUAUACAAGACAAUUUACGAAACCCGUGGUUUUUCGGAAGAUUGUGAAAAGAGCCCCAUUCAUCGAUUGAUAUCGGCACUACUGGCCCAUAUUGUUCAGAACGUCGAUAGUGAAAAGAGCUUAAUAGCAGCCAAAUGCUUAGGUGAACUCGGCCCAAGCGAUCUUGGAUCCAUCGCGCUGAAGUUUGACGUUCAAUUGCAAACAUACAAAAUUUGCAAUGAAUUUGAUGAAGCUGUUUCUAAUUUAUGCGAGCAUGCAAUGGACAAAUUGAACGGAAUUUUCAUUCAUAGCGAUGCAACAGUUUUACAAGCAGCAGCUGAAGCUAGCAUUCAUUUGCUGGAGUCCAGUAAGGCGAGUGAAUUCUUAGUACAAUAUCCGCUUUUGGGUGUAUUUGAAACGAGUGCUGUGCGCCAAAUACCACUCAAGCUAAGUGAGAAUAAUCUCGAUUUUGAGAAGUUAUUCAACGAUAAUGCAUUUCAUUCGUCCCACUCAAUUUGGGUGAAGCAAUUAGCUGUUGAAUUGUUUACAUUGUUUGGUAAUGAACCACUGGCACAUGUGGCGGCAAAGCAAACAUCAUUUUCAACUGCUAUGGUUCCAUUGUUGAUCAAAACCUUGUUAACAACCAAGAAUGCCAAUUAUUAUCGAACUCUUGAAAAGGCGAUCAAAUCAUUCUUUCAAAAGACUUUUGAAAACUUGAGCGCCAACAAAAUCAAUGAGAUCGCAAACACUCCUGUCUACUUAAAUAAAGUGUCAAUUAGACUUAUGUUAAAUGUAGCUGAAUGCGUACGGAUGCACAAUCAGGCGCUCUUUGGUUCUGCACAAAAUCUUCAAGUUAAUUUGAAUAAUUUACACAUUGCCAAAGCGGCCCUAUUUUGCGAAGCACAUUUUACAGCCAUAUUGUAUGGUGAAUUAUCAUCGUACGAAAGUGAUGAGACUGAAAUUCAAUCGAUCAUGAAAAGUGCAUAUCAAUCAAUCGGUGAAAUUGAUGCGGUGUCUGCAUUCUUGGAUCCAAUCAAACACAAGACGCAAUACUUGGAAGUGAAUCGAUGCUGGAACAAACUAUUGAUUGGCGUUGAUGCGCAAACCGAUGGCUUUACUGAAUAUUCGAGAUACUUAAGCGAAGCUGGUCUUUAUAAUUUGGCAAAUAAAUUAAAUAUGAGCAAUAAUUCAAGAAAUUAUGAAUGCGCAUGGCGACUACAAGACUGGGGAAUUGCUGAAGGAAGUGCGGACCAUUCGUGCACCACAAAUCAAGAUCCAACGAACGAAUUUGAUAAAUACCAUUAUUUUGCAUUGAAAAGUGUACAGCAAAGAGAUCAAAUCGGAACCAAGAUUAAUGUUAAACGUGCAUUUGAGGGAGUGAUAAAAAUGUUUAAACAAUCGAGUUACGAAUGUACCAAAAAUAUCUACAAAAAUCUCAUGAUGUUGCAUCUAUUGCAGCAAAUUGAGGAAUUCAGCGGUAUUCAAUUUCCGAACAGUGACGAAGAAAAUUAUGAACCCGAUUUUGUAAUCAACAAAUGGAAAUAUCAAGAUCAAAUUGCAUCGUGUGGUUUCAAUUAUCGCGAACCAAUAUUGGCACAACGUAUAACAUUGCUUGAAUCGGCUGGUGUUCGUGCCAAACGUAAUUUCGAGAAAGUGUUCAAAUUCGGCGAUGGCAUUGAUCAAAUGAUAUUGAAUCUGGUUAGUGAAUGUCGAGAGGAGGGAUUUUACAAUUUGGGUGAACGAUAUUUAUCAACGUUGUAUAAAAAGAAAUUAAAUCGCGAAAUGAAUGCCAGAGCGUACAUUGAAGAUGCCCAAUUGAAUUGGAGCCAAGGCGAAUCGGAAAUGGCACAAAAAUUAAUUGAAAACAUCAUAAAAGACAUGUUUCCAUCAUUUACACGAGCAAAAGCAAUUGGAAUGAUGGGCGAAUAUUUGGCCGAGGCACGGUUAGAAGACACCAAAACGAUCAUCAAUGAUUACUUUGUUUUAUCGAAUAAAACAUCGGGUGGUAUUAAAAAAAGUAGCGAUGCUAUUAAACCGGACAGUCAUUAUUAUUAUCCGCCAGAAGUACGAGAACGACGACAUUUGGAGAAUAAAAAACGCAACUAUCAUGCCAUUGCCAAAUAUGCGGAUCUUGAAUAUCAACAAAUUGCUGCUUAUAAAAAAUCAUCUGAAUUCGAGAAAAAAAUGACAAACAUUCAAAAAAAUCGCGCCAUCUUGUCCGAAAUGAAGAAAAAGAAAAUGAGCCUAACUAAAGAUGAACAGAAAACAUAUAUGCAAGUGGAUAAAGUCAUUUCGAUUGAUGAUACAGAUGUAAAGUCAACGAAUACAGAAUACAUGAAAUAUUUGCAUAUGGCUGUCGAUGGAUACAUUCAAAGUCUAUUGCUUGAAAGUGAAAACGAGGCGAAUAACUCAACAAUGUUCCGUUUGUUCAGUUUGUGGUUUUCAAAUAGCAACGAUCAAGUUGUUUUAACUGAAAUUCAAGAUUCGUAUAGCAAAAUUCCAACGUACAAAUUUAUACCACUUAUGCCACAAAUUACCACCCAUCUCAGUACCGACGGAAUUCAUGAGGUCAUUUCAGAUAUUAUUUUGCGUUGUGCUUUACAACAUCCACAUCAUGUGCUUCCAAAAGUGUUGGCACUUGUUAAUGCAUUCAAAGACGAUCGAUUCAUCGAAGAUGUAAACAGCAAGUCAGCGAUAUCGAGUUCACCGAGAACGGAUGCCGCCGCCAAGUUACUGCAAAUAAUGAAAGGUUACAGUGCACUUCGGGAUAUUAUUUGUGAAAUGGAACGAAUGUGUGAAGUUCUGAUUCAGUUGGCUAACGUUGAAGUAAAGACUGCAGUUCGAGAAUUCGGACCGGCUGGACCGAUUCGUCAUCUACGUGACUUGGAUUUGAUACAUUGUCCAACGGUGCAUCUUCCAAUAAGCAUUUCAGGUGAUUAUACAAAGACAAAAGUUGGCAUUCACAAGUGGAAGAAUACAUUCGAUCGACCAGGUGGCAUAAAUGCUCCAAAACGAAUCGAAUGCAUUGGAUCGAAUGGCCGCCAGUAUUCACAAUUGCUGAAGGGAAAAGAUGAUUUGCGUCAAGAUGCCGUUAUGCAACAGGUCUUCAAUAUUAUGAAUGACAUGUUGAAUCAGUCGAAAAUUACCAAUAAAGAUCGUUUGCAUGUACGAACCUACAUCAUUGUACCGCUGUCACAACGGAGCGGCAUCCUGGAAUGGUGUGAAAACACAAUGCCAUUGACUGACUAUUUAGUUGGUAAUUCGAAAUCUAAAGGAGCACAUGAACGUUUUCGCCCAAAUGAUUGGACACCCAAAGAGUGUCGAGCGAAGCUAAGUCAAACACCACUGCGCAAAACACCAAUGGACGAUAUUUUUAAAAAUUACAAAAAAAUUUGUGAGAAAAUUAAGCCAGUAUUCCAUCAUUUCUUUUUGGAACACUAUCAUAAUCCGGGCGUUUGGUUUGAACGUCGAAUGGCAUAUGCUCAUAGUUUGGCAACAACAUCGAUGAUUGGCUACAUUCUCGGCAUUGGUGAUCGUCAUGUUAGCAAUAUUUUGAUUGAUAAAACGACGGCCGAAUUGAUUCAUAUCGAUUUUGGGAUUGCAUUCGAGCAAGGAAAAUGUUUACCCACACCGGAGUUAAUUCCCUUCCGUUUGACACGAGAUCUGGUUUCAGCGCUUGGACCAUCUGGCGUUGAAGGCAUCUAUCGCAAAUCAUGCGAGAAAACAAUGGAAGUUUUACGACAAAAUAAAUCAACAAUUCUUACAAUUGUUGAAGUAUUAUUACAUGAUCCAUUGUAUACAUGGGCUUUAACCAGCAAUCAAGCAUCGAAACGACAACAAACACAUGUUCAGAUCAAUGAAGAAGAUGACUUGAAUACGCUGGCUCAGCGAGCAUUGUCACGGCUAGAGGAGAAACUGAAUGGUAAACAUGUUAGUCGUAGUGAUGCGAUUUCUGUGAAACGCCACGUCGAGAUUUUGAUUAAAGAAGCAAUGAACGAAAAACUUUUAUGCCGGCUCUUUGUUGGAUGGCAACCUUACCUUUAAAUAACAGUUUUAUUUUCUUACUCAUUACUAUAUUAAAAUUGAAAAACAUAUGACAUGUAAAAUCAACCACAUCCGAAACCCAUGUAACAUUUAUUUACUUUUUGCAAUAAAAACAAUUUAUUAAAGGCCACCAGUGACCUCAAUUGAA